GACUGAUUUGAGCCUUAAAAGAAAAGGUUUUGAAGUUGAUUUUCUGAUGAAUGUUGAAAUGAUUUAGCAACAGGGGAGAAAUGCCCAAGGAGAGACCAACGGCAAGCAACAUGACGAGAGUGUCACCGUACCCGCUUCACUCUUCAAGGACUCAAAGAGAGAUCCAAGCUGAGUCGCCUAUCCAGAAUCAAGGCCCGGGCGAGUGGGAGGAGAUCAAGUGUGUAAUCUGCAUGGAACCUCCACAUAAUGCGGUCCUCUUGAAGUGCUCUUCCUUCUCCAAGGGAUGCCGUACUUACAUGUGCGACACCAGCGGUCGUCACUCCAACUGUUUCAAGCAGUACAGAAGAAAAAACAGAAACCGGUUUACCAAGGCCAUACGGUGUCCUAACUGCAGAGGAGAGGUUAAAGAGACGAUGAAGGAGUCGGGUGCAAGGAGAUAUCUGAAUGCAAAACCGAGGUCAUGCGCUUUUGAGGGAUGCACCUUCUGGGGGAGUUAUAGUCAGAUAGAGAAGCACUUGAAAGCUGAUCAUCCCCGUUUCAGCAGAAGACCCUUGGUAGAUGCAGUGAGACAGCGGGCGUGGGAUGAGAUGCAGAGAGGUGGUGAGUACACUGAAAUCAUGACUGCAGCGGGUCUUCCUCCUCCUCCUCAUCGGCUGAUUCAGAUAAGCGUGAAUGGAGUGGUUCGGAACUAUUUAUUUACGGCUCCUUCGCCUCAUAUGCCAACAAGAGUGGAUAUUCAAGCCGUGGCCAUAUUUCCCAGUUAGUUGGACUCCAUCCUAAAUUUGAAUCUUGUUCAUAGUUUUGAUGUGUAAUAGCUUUUUGUUGAUGUCUCAAUAGCAUCAUCCCUUAAAUGUUUUAGGUGGUUCUAUCAUAUAUAUAUAUAUAUAUAUGUAUGCAGCGGUUUCAACCCAAAAAAAAAAAAAAAUACUAAAGUUAAAAUUUAUAAUAAGGAGGCAGACAAGAAUCUGAGGGAGAGGGAGAGGGAGAGCUUUAGUCUCUAAUAUUCAUCCAAUCACACUAACGAAAGGGAAGGACCCUCCUCGGGAAAGUGUAUAUGGAGCAGAGCAAUCAAAAUCUCAGAAUACAUGCACAGAUUAAAGCAAGAAACAAUAUGUGGUAUUCACAAAAACCUGGUUUCACGAUCUAACAGCGUAUAUAUAUUGUCAAAAUCCAAUGAUCAAUCAAUCAAUCGACCCCAUUCAGAAUCAAAGACAAUCAAUCAAUCCGUGUGGAUCGAGAUCUGCAACUUACCUGCAGCCGUGAGAAAACAGAAGCGGAAACCGAGGAGCCGAGCGAGAGAGAGAGAGAGAGAGAAAGGUGACUCAGCCGCGAGAUUGAUUUCAGAUUCUUCUUCUCCACACAUGAAAAUUGAAAUAAUGCUUCUUCGCCCGUGCGACUCUUUUAGUUAAAGGGAAAGCUGCGAUUGACGUGAUCUUAUGCAAUCCAUUGGGGAAAUCAGGGGGGUGCACUAAUACAGCAGUUCAUGAUCUUAUCAUUUGGAUCACUAGCCAAUUCAACACCCUACCUAGGAAUGAUCUUGUUGGUCAUUGUCACUGCGUGGUUAGCUGCAGCUAAGUCGCUGGAGGGACAGUUCAACGCUCUGCGGUCUGAAGAAGAGCUGGAGAAGGAAAUGGAGAGAGCCUCAUCUGGUGAAGAUCCCAGUUGUGUCUCAAGACGAAGGUUCCCUUGGAGAAGAAUCUUCAAGCAGUUCUUCACCUGAGAAAUCGGCUCCCACCAACAUAUAUAAGAAGAGUGCUUUUGAUAUUUUGUUUUUUAGGGGAAAGGAAUCAAGGAUGAAAUCAACAAAAAAAAUAAGAUUUUGAGAGUACGAAAAAAAGAGACUAAUCUCUCUCUCUCUCUCAAACAAUCUCUCAUUUGCACGCCCACUUUUUCUUUAGUCUGUAGCCAUUCUUUUUCAGUUAAA
Molecule: messenger RNA, 1924 nt
Organism: Raphanus sativus (radish)
Lineage: Eukaryota; Viridiplantae; Streptophyta; Magnoliopsida; Brassicales; Brassicaceae
Exons: 2
Coding region: 81-764 (227 amino acids)
Source: RefSeq, a predicted model, not a curated record